GUUCAGGGCGCGUUUCCUUGAUUUUCUGGGCCUCGGGACACGAUACGAGAGGGCACUCCGACCAUUUAAGGCGGCACAUGCGCUCAGCAAUGCGGGUAUCAGCAUCGCCCACCACAGGUAUUGAUUAUUUUCUUACAUUUAAGUUUCUCUUUCGUGUUCCCCUCCUUGAUACAAGAGCCUCAGCCAGCCCUCACCUUUCCGUUCGACAAACUGCGUCGCACAACAACCAUCGCCAUGGAAUGUGAAGACCAUCUAGACAUGGUUUAUACCCCUCCCCCAUCGUCGCGCUCCGAGAGCAACAUGCGCGGAAAGGCAAAACAAGCUCCUCAAGACACAAUGAAGCAGUUUUGGGAUGACUUCAAUUCCAAAUUUCCUGGAUUGGUGAAUACGGUCUUGCCGGACAAUCCGUAUGCGCGCAUGAAGGCUGCAAGGACCCCAAAAGGGGUGAUACAGGGACACCACGUGGGGAAAUCAUAUGAACAGGCCCAGAAGGAGUGUCAACGUGCGGUUGAGCGCAUUGCAAGAGAAUGCGAACGGCUGAAUCAGAAGUACUGCGAUCCGCAUUUCGAUAUUGAGGUUGACCUCAAAUGCGGGCGAAGGAGCUACCUCGAUGGCCUCUUUGCGAAGAACCAGGAGAUGUGUCCGAGGGGUGUCAAGCGAGUGACGGAGAUCUUCGAAAAGCCGCAAUUCUACGUUAACGGACCGACUGCUUCGGAUGUGCGCCAGGGUCGGGACGGCGACUGUUGGUUUAUGGCUGCGCUUUGUACCAUGGGUAAUAAAGAAGGGCUGAUCGAGAAGAUCUGCGUGGCUCGCAAUGAACUGGUCGGAGUCUAUGGGUUUGUGUUCUAUCGAGACGGUGAAUGGCAACAAUGCAUUGUGGACGACAAGCUGUAUUUGCGGGCCGCCGAUUAUGACGAGUCCGUGGAUGAGCGCCCGAUUUGGGAUGAUAUCAACCGAAUUGACACGGAAGAAGAGUAUCGCAAAGCAUGGCAGACUGGGUCUCGCGCUCUCUACUUUGCACAAUGCGUGGAUGAGAACGAAACCUGGCUACCAUUACUCGAAAAGGCUUACGCUAAGGCACAUGGUGAUUAUUCUGCCAUCGAAGGGGGCUUCGUUGGCGAGGCCCUCGAGGAUCUCACUGGUGGUGUUACGUCUGACAUACUCACGAGUAACAUCCUGGAUAAGGAUAGAUUUUGGAAAGAAGAGCUCAUGCAAGUUAACAAAGAAUUCCUCUUUGGCUGCGGUACAGGACUAUUCUCCAACUGGCUCGACCCUGAUUACCGAGGCCCGCCACGAGAUAGAGAGGGAAUAUCCGAGAACCACUCAUAUUCCAUCAUGGACGCCAGGGAAGUUGAUGGACAACGCCUUCUCCGGCUGAGGAACCCCUGGGGAAAGAAGGAAUGGACCGGGGCAUGGAGCGAUGGAUCCGAGCAGUGGACCCCAGAGUGGAUGGCAAAGCUAGGUCAUAAGUUUGGCAAUGACGGGUUCUUUUGGAUUUCCUACGAAGACCUUCUCAAGAAAUAUCAGCAUUUCGAUCGAAUUCGCCUGUUCAACGAAGAAUGGACCGUCACUCAGCAGUGGACUACACUAAAUGUUCCAUGGUCCGCGGACUAUCACAGUACUAAAUUUGUUUUGGAUGUGACGAAAGCUGGACCUGUCGUUAUUGUUCUCUCUCAGUUGGACGACCGUUAUUACAAAGGCCUGGCUGGCGAAUAUGAAUUUGUUCUCAAAUUCCGACUUCAGAAAGAGGGCGAAGACGACUACUUUGUCCGCAGCCAUAGCAGCGAGCUUAUGUGUCGCAAUGUGAACGUCGAAGUUGAGCUUGAAGCAGGGCGUUAUCACAUCCUCAUGAAAGUGACGGCAUAUCGAAACGGCAAUAAGCUUCCUACAGAAGAGGCCGUUCGUCGUCUCGCCCCUCUUAGACGUGAAAAAUUGCUCCAAAUCGGUCUUUCUUACGACCUGGCUCAUGCAAAGGGCAUAGUCCAGGAGACAGAAAAGGAGAAACGGGCACGGGAGGAACGCGAGGAACGUCGCAAGGCAGCCGAGCGAAGGAAAUUACGAGAUGAAAUCAAGAAGAGCCUACAAAAAGAAUGGAUCCGAGAGCGAAAGCUGGAGGCUCGCAGACACAGAAUCGAAGCACGGCUUGCCGCUAAACCUCAUAUCAGAAUGGAUGUCAGGAAGGUUGAACCUGAGCGGGUCAUCCCAGACGGCCCCGUGCAAUUGCCCUCGGAUAUGCACAAUGGCUCUAGCGAUGGCUUGGACUUGGAAUCUUUAGAAAAAGGAUCAACUACUCAGAUGUCGUUCCAUGCUUCUCGUGAUUCGGGAAGCCAUCACCUCCGGACUUCUCUUCCCAUUCGGGACCACCACUCGUCGAAACACUCGUCUCACCAUGACACCGAGUAUUUAGAAGGGUUUGAAUUUGACUCGGAUGUCGACAUGCCUCCGGAUGAUCAUAUAGAUAUCAGGACGCCUGCCAGACCAUCCUGCAGCAGCGAUACAGAUGCAAAUAGCGAUCCAUGGAACGCCGUUUGUGUGGUGGGCUUGCGUGUCUACUCGAAGGAUUCCCAGUUGUCUCUGGAGGUUCUCCGCCCCGUUCAUGAAGACGAUGUGGAGGCAUCACUCGAUAUGGAUGACCCGGCCGCAAGUGCAACACUGGAAAUGUGUGCGAUAUGAAUAGUUUGGUUGGCUGAAGCUGAUGAUUUGUUAAAUUUCGGGAAAUGCGCCACACCUAUAAUGUCUCUGCUUGUCAUGAAUCUCCUACGUAUCGAUGUCGACUACAAUGCUUUCUUUUGCCACAGCCAACUUUUCAAUGAUGGAAAUCUCUCCUUUGGACGUGUUGGUUUCGGGUACGGACAGCACGCCUGUCCCGGGAGAUUCUUUGCCUCGCAUCAGGUGAAGAUUCUGAUGUGUCAUAUUCUUAUGAAGUAUGAUUUCAGGCUCUCGGAGGGUGAACCCCUAUUCGAGGGGGUUUAAUUAUAAUGCGGAUCCGUCGGCAAGAGUUUUGAUUAAGCGGAGGAAGGAGGAGAUCUUAAUUGAUUGAUUCAGAGGGGUGUCACAGCCACACUUCUGUUAUCACAAUUAUGUUAUUUUAAUAUUACUGCCUGC
Molecule: messenger RNA, 3105 nt
Organism: Aspergillus heteromorphus CBS 117.55
Lineage: Eukaryota; Fungi; Ascomycota; Eurotiomycetes; Eurotiales; Aspergillaceae
Product: calpain-like protein
Exons: 6
Coding region: 235-2673 (812 amino acids)
Biological process (GO): proteolysis
Cellular component (GO): cytoplasm
Molecular function (GO): calcium-dependent cysteine-type endopeptidase activity
Source: RefSeq, a predicted model, not a curated record